Messenger RNA from Cladophialophora immunda, 1625 nucleotides. RefSeq lists its product as uncharacterized. The record is from RefSeq and is a predicted model, not a curated record. The transcript has 2 exons. Bases 171 to 1625 code for a protein of 484 amino acids. Gene Ontology annotation, molecular function: O-methyltransferase activity. Lineage: Eukaryota; Fungi; Ascomycota; Eurotiomycetes; Chaetothyriales; Herpotrichiellaceae.
GUGUAAGUCUACAAGGUACUCGAUAACGGAUCCAGACUCCCAUCUCCCCAUCUCCCCUUUUCCAUUCUACGAGUAUCUUCCUACUAAUAUCAUAUCACUUAUCGCUUCUCCACUUUUGCCCUCCCUCUUCUCUCUCUCUUCCCGUUGGAAAACCCCGAACAGAUUCCAACAUGUUGAGCCCCAAAGAGGAGGAUCUCGAGAGGCUGGCCGAGACGUGCCUCGCCGCGGCCCGGCAGAUCAAGGAGUACCUCGCGGCCAACAACCACGCGCAACCCAGCUUCGACGAGAACGGGCCGUCGUCGUUCCCCGCCGCGACGCCCGAGUUCCACCAGACCAGACUCGAGCUGCGCACCGCCGCCCGGCGCCUGUACGAUCUGGCCUCGGGGCCGGACGACGUUGUGACGUGGCAUCUCUAUCACUGCAACCACGACCUCAACGCCUUCCGCUACGUGUACCGAUACAACGUGGCCGCCGGGGUGCCUCUGGACAGCACCGGCACCGGCAGCGGCAUCAGCUACGCGGACUUGGCGGCGCAGCUCGGGUUGGAUGCGUCGCAGCUGAAGCAGAUGCUGCGGCAGCUGAUGGCGCAGCACGUGUUCCGCGAGCCGCAGCCGGGGCGGGUGGCGCACACGGCGUCGUCGCGGCUGCUGGCGACGCACGCCGGGAUCGCGACCUUCACGGGGUUCCUGACCGAGGACACGCUGCCGCUGGUGGCGCGGCAGGUCGAUGCGCUGGAGCGCUGGGGCCACGGGCGGCCAGAGCCCACGCGCACGGCGCUCAGCCUCUACUACGACACCGACCUGCCGUGCCACGCCUACUACGAGACCGACCCGCCCGUGCGCGACCGGUUCGGCCGGCUGAUGACGCACCUGACGGCGAACCCGCUGAUGGCCAACGGGCACGUCGCGCGCGGGUUCGACUGGGCCCGCCUGCCGGGCGACAGCGUCGUGGUCGACGUGGCGGGCAACGCGGGCCACUGCGCGGUGCCCAUCGCCGAGGCCACGGCGCCGAGCGUGCGCCUGGUCGUGCAGGACCUGCCGCAGGUGGUGGCGGCGGCGCGCGACCCGGCGACGAGCGUGGUGCCGGCGCAUCUGCGCGACCGCUUCGAGUUCAUGGCCCACGACUACUUCGCGCCGCAGCCCGUGCGCGGCGCCGCCGUCUACUUCCUGCGCAUGGUCGUCCACAACCACAGCGACGCCCUCGCCGUCCGGCUCCUGCGCCAGAUCGUCCCCGCCAUGACCCCCCGCUCGCGCAUCGUCGUCAUGGACCAGGUCAUGCCCCCCGCCGCGGGCCUGCUGCCCGAGCCGCUCGAGCGCGUCAAGCGCUCCCAGGACUUGCAGAUGAUGUUGCUGCUGAACGCCAAGGAGCGCGACGAGGCCGAGUGGGCCGACCUGCUGGAGAAGGCCGGCGACGGCCUGGUGCAAGACGUCUUCGCCGCCGCGGGACAGCCCGACGCGGGCAAAGGGAAGAAGUUGGGCAUCGUCGCCAUCCGGACGCCGCCGGGCAGCAUGAUGAGUGUGAUCGAGGUCGGGUUCGUGGAUGGCGCCCACGAUGUCAACGGCGAUGCUGGCGAGUCUGGCGAGGCUGCAGACCUCCCGGAUAGUACUGGCACCGGCCACAGUUGA